Molecule: messenger RNA, 884 nt
Organism: Polyodon spathula (Mississippi paddlefish)
Lineage: Eukaryota; Metazoa; Chordata; Actinopteri; Acipenseriformes; Polyodontidae
Product: histone H4
Exons: 1
Coding region: 139-450 (103 amino acids)
Biological process (GO): nucleosome assembly
Cellular component (GO): nucleosome
Molecular function (GO): DNA binding; structural constituent of chromatin; protein heterodimerization activity
Source: RefSeq, a predicted model, not a curated record
UCGGUGGGCGGGACUAAGAUGUGCGCGCUCUUCCUUGCUGGCUUGUUUUUCAAUCAGGUCCGAUCUGGGUUUAUAUAAGAGAACCUCAGCCCAUGUUUGAGUGAUAGUGUUUUUGAUUUUUAAAUACAUUCCUGCAGUAUGUCUGGAAGAGGCAAAGGCGGUAAAGGACUCGGGAAAGGAGGCGCCAAGCGUCAUCGCAAAGUGCUCCGUGAUAACAUCCAGGGCAUCACCAAGCCUGCUAUCCGCCGCCUGGCUCGCCGCGGAGGAGUGAAGCGAAUCUCCGGGCUGAUCUAUGAGGAGACCCGCGGGGUGCUGAAGGUGUUCCUGGAGAAUGUGAUCCGGGAUGCCGUCACCUACACUGAGCACGCCAAGAGAAAGACCGUCACCGCUAUGGAUGUGGUGUAUGCGCUGAAGCGCCAGGGGCGCACUCUGUACGGGUUCGGGGGUUAAGGAUUUGCAUCGGCUACAUUUGAACACAAAGGCUCUUUUCAGAGCCACCCACUGUGUCAAGCAAGAGUUUAAAUCCGUUUAUUGAUUAUUCGUUUUGUGUAGUAGGAGAAGAGCUUUGGGAUAGGGUUUGGAAUCUAUCUAUCGCUCUUUGACUACAGUGACAUAGAAAAACACGUUUUCUGAAUUUGUUACAAGAGCUUGCAUUAAUGAAGUACAGAAUGUAUGAACGGGCUCGUGUAAAUAUUGUGGUUACUGAGAAGGAGAUAUUGUUCUAGAAUCUUGGAAACGCCGCUGCUUAACAAUUACAGAAACUGUUGCUAUAGAAAUAGAACAUUCGAAGUGCAUUAUCUUAAUCUAUAAUGUCUGCAGUCAGCUGUUACAGACCUGCCUUCGAUAGCUCAGUUGGUAGAGCGGAGGACUGUAGUGGAGAAGCA